This is a messenger RNA of Rangifer tarandus platyrhynchus (Svalbard reindeer), 1230 nucleotides long. NCBI's taxonomy places the organism in Eukaryota, Metazoa, Chordata, Mammalia, Artiodactyla, Cervidae. The record is from the annotation of a GenBank genome assembly.
AUGCGCGGCGGGCAGGGCGCGGCGCGGGCCCCGGUGAUCCAGUUCACCAACUGCCGCAUCCUGAGGGGUGGCGCGCUGCUCAGGGAGGACCUCUGGGUGCGCGGGGGCCGCAUCCUGGACCCGGAGAAGCUGUUCUUUGAGGAGCGGCGCGUGGCUGACGAGCAGCGGGACUGCGGCGGUUGCAUCCUGGCGCCCGGCUUCAUCGACGUGCAGAUAAACGGUGGGUUUGGCGUUGACUUCUCACAGGCCUCGGAGGACGUGGGUUCGGGGGUUGCCCUGGUGGCCCGGAGGAUCCUGUCGCAUGGAGUCACCUCUUUCUGCCCCACGUUGGUUACAUCACCACUGGAGGUUUAUCACAAGGUCCUUCCUCAGAUCCCCGUGAAGAGUGGUGGUCCCCAUGGGGCAGGGGUCCUCGGGGUGCACCUGGAGGGCCCGUUCAUCAGCCGGGAGAAGCGGGGCGCACACCCGGAGGCCCACCUGCGCUCCUUUGAGGCCGACGCUUUCCCGGACCUGCUGGCCACCUACGGGGGCCUGGACAAUGUCCGCAUCGUGACGCUGGCCCCCGAGCUGGGCCACAGCCACGAGGUGAUCCGGGCGCUGACGGCCCUCGGCAUCUGUGUGUCCUUAGGGCACUCGGUGGCUGACCUGGGGACGGCAGAGGAAGCUGUGCAGAGUGGGGCCACCUUCAUCACCCACCUCUUCAACGCCAUGCUGCCUUUCCACCACCGCGACCCGGGCAUCGUGGGGCUCCUGACCAGCGAUCGGCUGCCCGCAGGCCGCCGUAUCUUCUAUGGGAUGAUUGCUGAUGGCAUACACACCAACCCGGCCGCCCUGCGCAUCGCCCACCGGGCCCAUCCCAAGGGGCUGGUGCUGGUCACUGAUGCUGUCCCUGCACUGGGCUUGGGCAACGGCCGACACACGCUGGGGCAGCAGGAGGUGGAGGUGGACGGGCUGACAGCCUAUGUGGCAGGCACCAGCACGCUGAGUGGCAGCAUCGCCCCAAUGGAUACUUGCGUGCGGCACUUCCUGCAGGCCACAGGCUGCAGUGUGGAGUGUGCUCUGGAGGCCGCGUCCCUGCACCCAGCACAGCUGCUGGGGCUAGAGAAGCGCAAGGGGACCCUGGACUUCGGGGCUGACGCAGACUUCGUGGUGCUCGACGACUCUCUUCACGUCCGGGCCACCUACAUCUCGGGCGAGCUGGUAUGGCAGGCGGAGGAGGCCAGGCCGUGA